AUGAACAUUCAGAAAGAAAAGAUAACUGAUGCCACUGAUUUACAACAGAUACAUCUAGAGUUUCAACGAAAACCGAAUACGAGCCUAAAGGGUAACAAUUACGAUAAUGGCAAAGUAACCAAAACCGAAAAGAAAGUCAGAGCAAAAAAAGAUCGCAAAUUAUCAGAGGAUGAAGUGCGAAUGAAUCACCUUUCAUCAGAGAAGAAGAGACGAGAGAAUGUUCGAUUAACGUACGAUGAUCUUGUUAAGGCUGUGCCCGACCUGAGACUGUCAGAGAACCGAUCAGAGUUAAUAAUAUACCAGAAAACAAUGAAUUAUCUUAAUUGGUUAUAUAAAAAAAAUUCUAGAUUAAGAAUGGAAAUUACUGAACGAAAAAGAAGAAAUGAUCUUGUUGAGGAACUGCAUGUUUCCGAAGAACUUGUUUGGGAACUAAAACAAGGAAAAUGA
This is a messenger RNA of Naumovozyma castellii, 447 nucleotides long. RefSeq names its product Ino4p (gene INO4). Bases 1 to 447 code for a protein of 148 amino acids. Lineage: Eukaryota; Fungi; Ascomycota; Saccharomycetes; Saccharomycetales; Saccharomycetaceae. The transcript has a single exon. The record is from RefSeq and is a predicted model, not a curated record.